This is a messenger RNA of Onychostoma macrolepis, 996 nucleotides long. Its product is annotated as natural killer cell receptor 2B4-like. NCBI's taxonomy places the organism in Eukaryota, Metazoa, Chordata, Actinopteri, Cypriniformes, Cyprinidae. The transcript is spliced from 5 exons. The coding region runs from base 95 to 910 and encodes 271 amino acids. The record is from RefSeq and is a predicted model, not a curated record.
UUUCACGUUGUUGUGUGUCUUUGCUGCUGCUGCUAAAUGUUAACUGUUUUCAGCUUCAUGUUUAUCAGGUGUGUUUGGUGAUUCGGUGUCAGUGAUGGAGGGAGAUUCUGUCACUCUAAACACUGGUGUUACUAAAAUACCUGACGAUGAAGAUAUAAUGUGGAAAUUUGGAGCUAAAAAGCCUCUGAUAGCUGAAAUCAGUAAAGCUGCUGGAAUAUUUUCCACAUAUGAUGUUCCUGAUGGGAGAUUCAGAGACAGACUGAAGCUGAACAAACAGACUGGAUCUCUGACCAUCACAAACAUCACAACUGAACAUGCUGGACUUUACGAACUACUUAGAAAUGGAGCAAAGCGGUUAUUAAAAACAUUCCGUGUUUCAGUUUAUGCUAAUCUGUCCACACCUAACGUUACCAGAGACACUUUACAAUGUUCAUCUUCAUCAUCAUCAUCAUCAUCAUCAUCAUCACAGCAGAAUUGUUCAUUGUUGUGUUCAGUGGUGAAUGUGAGUCAUGUGACUCUCUCCUGGUACAAAGGAAACAGUUUAUUGUCCAGCAUCAGUGUGUCUGAUCUCAGCAUCAGUCUCUCUCUACCUCUGGAGGUGGAAUAUCAGGAUAAAAACACCUACAGCUGUGUGCUCAACAAUCCCAUCAGCAACCAGACCACACAUCUGGACAUCAGUCAACUUUGUUGGCCAUGUACUGAUCAGGGCCUACCUUUAUUUUACAUAGUGUUGGUCUCUGCUGCUGGAUCUCUGUUGAUUGUAGUUUCAGUCGUGAUGUGCUGCAUCUGGAAGAAAUGCAGAAAAACAGUUCAGACACGGGAGGAAGACAGAGCCGAUUCAGCGUUGUGUAAAUCAACAACGAAAUCAAAGACGGAUGCUGUAUAUGAAAAUGUCGCCAAAAAACGAUGAUAACUUUUACGUUCUUUUCACAAACCAUGUCAAAUCUUUUGUCCAUUGAAAACUGCUUAUGCCAUGGUGCGAAGAGACAUGUGAGC